AGUGUACCCCUGGCCCAACGGAGCAGUAAGCGAUGGCGGGGGACACCUCAACCGAGCUUCUUUUUCUUGACACUUUUAAACACCAGAGUGCAGAGUUGACCAACAUCGAUGUGGUGCGGUUUCCUUGCGGGGUGUUGAUCACAGAGGUGCGGGUGAUUCCUCCGGGCAUCAAAGCACACAGCAACUUACCUGACAGCAGAGCAUUCGGGGAGACGUCACCUCAUUCUUUCCAGUUGGAUUUAUUCUUCAAUAAUGUCACCAAACCCAACAAUCACGUGUUCAACAGACUGGGCAGUCUGGAAUAUGACGAGAACAAGUCCAUCGUGUUCAGACCCACGUCACAGGUGAACACAGACGGCUUAGUGCUGCGUGGCUGGUACACCACUCUGACUGUAGCAGUGUACGGGACAGCAGAUCGCUCACAUGGACCUGUUGCAGGCUCCCCCCCUCCUCCUCCACCUCCCCCACCUCAACAGCAAAGCGGGCCCAAGCGGAUCAUCAAACAAGAGUGGGAAAAAGAUGAGCAGUACAAUGGCAGCCCACCCAGACCUGCACCAAGGGGACCUCGUACUCCGCCUGGUCCUCCGCCCCCAGAUGAUGAUGAUGAAGAGCAGGUCCAAGUGACGGUGGGCCCGGUCAAAGUGGAGCCAAUAGAGGGCCGAGAAGACUACCUGGAGGCCGUGUCACCUGAGAGAUCGCUGCCUGCUGACGAAGCAUACUCAGAUGCUGAACAAGAGGAAGAGGGCGAUGAGGAGGAGCCAGAGGAGGAAGAAGAUGCACGGACUGAGGGGAGUGUCCCGGAAGAGGAGGAAGAAGAAGAGGAAGAUGAGGGUGAGGACGAGGAGAUGGAGGAAGGUGAUGACGGCUACGAGCAGAUUUCCAGUGAUGAGGAUGAUUUGGAUAAUGGCAGUUUCAAGCUGCCCACGUUUGACAUGGAAUACACUCCUGAGGACCUGGCCUCUGUCCCACCUGUCCAGUUUGACCCAUAUGAGCGAGAACUUAGACCCCUGAUCUACUUCACCCCUCCGUACAAGACUCGCUUUGAUACCCAGUUUGAGAAAGCCAUUGUGGAAGAGCCCAUGGACUCUGCUGGUACAGAAGGACCAGCAGUGGAUAAUGAGGCAGACGCUGUUGCCCAGCUCAAAGAGCUGCUGACCAGUUUUGGAGAGGACAGGGAUGCCCGCUGGGUCCCCGCUCUAGAAGAGGCCCCUGCCCUACUGGCCAAAGGCCUCGCUCAUUUCAUCAAACAAGGAGAGGGCGAGCUGGAGGAACCUGUUGGAGUUUUAGCACAAUGGGCGCUCCAAGCUCUGAAUAUGGAGAUUGCUCUGAAACAACCCAUUGCUCUUAAUCUCAGACAAUUGAAAGCUGGUGCCAAGCUACUAUCACAGCUUGCCGAGUGCCCACAGGGCCUCUCGGUGCUGCUGCGUGAAGGGGCUCUCGGUGUGCUGCUGGAGCUCAUCCAAGCGGACCAUGUCUCCUCUACACUGAAGCUGAGCAUCCUGAGAGCUUUGGGGGCUCUGACCAGUAUUCCCGCUGGAGCAGAGGCUUUCCUACAUGCAGGAGAGUCGGAGAAGAGUGGCUAUCAGCGUUUAGUCCACAUGUUCCUGCGUGAAGAAACAGUGAGAGUCAUUACUGCUGGCAACGCGAUUUUACAGAAGAGCCACAUGUAUGAGGUGCUGGUCGACCUGCAGCGGGCAGCAGCAACAUUGAGUGAACCACAGCAGGAGGAGAUGGAGGACUCUGAGAUCCCCAUGGAAGAGGAGCCGUCCCUGAACUCGUCCCCUGUGAGCGAGGCUGAGCUGGAUCGGCUGGCAGGGGUUUUGGAAGAGUUACAUCACCUGCUAGAGACGGCCCCUUACUGCAUGGUGCAGCCACCUGUCAAAGCCUUCCCCACCAGUGCUAGAAUAACAGGGCCACAGGAGAGGGACGAUCCAUACCCGACACUGUACAGGUAUAUGCAUGCGUGCCACUUCCUGGAGAGCACGGUGGCCGUGUUGUCAGCGGCUGCAGCGGCCGGUCACCUCGGGGUCACCCAGGCUGUCCGGGAGAUCCUCCGCUUCCUGUCGCUCACACAGUCAGGACUGCUCUUCCUUCUCGCUCAGCCCACUCCCACCAACCUGCUGCUGCGUCUCCUGGCGUCAAUGGUAGAAGCAGAGUGCGAGGACACCACCUUUACAGGGGGAGAGGGAGGGGUCACGGGGCCAGGGUUCGGGGAGGAGGGCUUUGGCGUGUGGCUGAUGCAGGCUCUGCACGCUCUGCAGAGUGUGUCCGAGCUCAUGAGCCAUGUGGCUGCAGGAGGAGAGGGGGGGGUUGGGCUAGAGGAAGGGGACAACCCGGAGGUCCUGGGCAUGCUUCAUGCCCUCUACCUGAUGACCUUCACUCAGACCGGCCGCAGUGCAGUGGCCCACGUCUUCAGCCUGGAGAACAACCUGUCGUGUCUGGUGACCCUGCUCCAGCACCACAGCAAGGACGGACAGGGUGAGGCCAAAGCUCGCAAAGCAGUGACCUAUAACUACGCCUGUAUGCUGGUGCUCCUCGUGGUGCAGACCUCCAACGACCUGAGGACGAUGGAACAAUAUGCCGCUCCACUGGUCGCUAUAGCCAAGGCUGACGACACCAAUGCCAAGUUACAGGAGCUUGGCAAAUGGCUGGAGCCUCUGGAUAAAAUACGCUUUGAGAUCGGCAGCAUUCCCGUCCUCAUAGAUUACAUCAAACAGAAUGUGGAACAUGUGUUGACUGCUGAGGGAACUGGCAUGGUGUCUGCUCUCAGGGUCCUGUGUCACAUCGCCUGCCCCCCGCCUGCUGUAGAGGGUCAGCACAGGGUAGUAAUGGGUGUGCUCGAUAUUUAA
This is a messenger RNA of Notothenia coriiceps (black rockcod), 2849 nucleotides long. RefSeq names its product vir like m6A methyltransferase associated (gene virma). Gene Ontology annotation, cellular component: RNA N6-methyladenosine methyltransferase complex. The record is from RefSeq and is a predicted model, not a curated record. The coding region runs from base 33 to 2849 and encodes 938 amino acids. Gene Ontology annotation, biological process: mRNA modification. Lineage: Eukaryota; Metazoa; Chordata; Actinopteri; Perciformes; Nototheniidae. The transcript is spliced from 15 exons. Gene Ontology annotation, molecular function: RNA binding.